AUGUGGAUGCGUGCCUGGAAAAAACAACGCAUUGAGCUUGAACGAGAGCUUGACAGACAGCCCACGCGACCUCGCCCAGAGCGCCUUAGUUUGGUCAGCCCUACGCAGCAACGGGUCCUCGAGUACAGCCCAACGCAGCAAACACAUCUCCGUGGACGCUUCAUUUCUACUGCCCAAAGCGCCAAUUUGCCCGAGAUGCAAUUGUUUGUAAAUCCGUUCCGGAAGCACGAUGUUUCCGAUUUCCCCGGCGUUCUAGUACCUCUGCGGGAUGCUCAUCGGCACAGAUCGGUGGUGACGGCUGGCGAUGAGAAGCUUGAUGGUAUUGAUGGAAAAACCAGCCCUAACGGUGCCAAUGAUGAGGAGCAGCCUCAUCGCAACAGCGAAACCUACAGCCCUUACACUAUUGAAGGAUUGAGGGCCGAAAUUGCUCACGAAGUCGCUGCUUCGGGUCACGAUAGUGUCUACGACCGCAAAUCAAAACUCAUCAAUUUGGCCAUUCAAGACAUUGGUAUGGGCCGAUACAACUGGCAGCUGUUUGCGCUGUGUGGUUUUGGAUGGUUUGCAGACAACCUUUGGCUUCAGGGAGUUGCUUUGACUCUUCCGUCACUGUCCGCAGAGUUUGGUGUUGACACCACCAAUGUGCGAUAUACGACUUUGGCGACCUUUUUAGGUCUUUGCAUCGGCGCCAGUGUUUGGGGUAUCGGCUCUGACGUAGUGGGUCGUCGGCUGGCCUUCAACAUGACCCUCUUCAUCGCUGGUGUUUUUGGUCUUGCCGUUGGCGGGGGUCCCAACUGGAUCGGAGUUUGCGGCAUGUUUUCCGCUCUCGGAACCGGAGUUGGCGGUAACCUUCCUGUCGAUGGCGCUCUCUUCCUCGAGUUCCUUCCCAUGGCCUCGAGCGGACUCUUGACCUUGUUGUCUGUCUGGUGGCCCGUCGGCCAAAUGAUAGCUUCGUUUUUCGCGUGGGCGUUUAUUCCCAACUACAGCUGUGCCUCGGACCUCAAAUCCUGCAACCUUACUCCCCCCGGCCAGCCAUGCUGCGGCAAAGACAACAAUAUGGGGUGGAGAUAUCUUACCUUUACCCUCGGAGCAAUCACCUUUGCCAUGUUCUUGUGCCGAUUCUUCCUCUUCCACCUCUUUGAAUCUCCAAAAUUCCUUCUCGCGCGGGGCCGCCAGUCUGAAGCUGUUGCCGUCGUGCACGGUCUCGCAUACAAGAACAGAACCACCACGUGGUUGACCGAAGAGAUUCUCGACGAGGUUGGCGGGCUCAGCGAGGUCAAGACCAACACCAAGCUGAGCUUCUUCCAAGUCGUUGAGCGGCAACUUACCAAAUUCUCCUUGGAACGGAUUAAGCCCCUCUUCCACACCAAAAGGCUCGCCAUUACCACCAUUCUUGUCUGGUUCUGCUGGGCCACCAUCGGCAUGGGCUAUCCCCUCUUCAACGCUUUCCUGCCCCAGUAUCUCGCAAACGCCGGCAGCUCUAGCGGUCCGACUCCCACGUCUGUAGUGUACCGUGACUAUGUCAUCACCUCGGUCGUCGGCGUACCCGGUUCCAUUAUUGGCCAUUACACUGUCAACAUCAAGUAUGUUGGCCGUAAGGGCACCAUGGCCAUUUCCACUGCCAUUAGCGGAAUCUUUCUCUUCUUAUUCACUUGCUCCACCAACUCCAAGUAUCAAGUCGCCUUCUCCUCUCUCGAGGCCUUUUUCCAAAACAUCAUGUAUGGUGUUUUAAAACUAACCAUCUCUUUCACCAACAGCACUCCCGAAGUCUUCCCCGCUCCGAACCGCGGCACCGGCACCGGUAUCGCCUCGUUCCUCAACCGUGUCGCUGGCUUCUGCGCUCCCAUUGUCGCCAUCAACGCUGGCCAAGUCAAUCCCAAAGCCCCCGUGUACGCCUCUGGCGGUCUCUUCCUUGCCGCCUUUGUCGCCAUGUGUUUGCUCCCUAUUGAAACAAUGGGCAAACAGAGCUUGUAA
Messenger RNA from Xylona heveae TC161, 1971 nucleotides. RefSeq names its product MFS general substrate transporter. The transcript is spliced from 8 exons. Gene Ontology annotation, molecular function: transmembrane transporter activity. The record is from RefSeq and is a predicted model, not a curated record. Bases 1 to 1971 code for a protein of 656 amino acids. Gene Ontology annotation, biological process: transmembrane transport. NCBI's taxonomy places the organism in Eukaryota, Fungi, Ascomycota, Xylonomycetes, Xylonales, Xylonaceae.